This is a messenger RNA of Terrapene triunguis (Three-toed box turtle), 670 nucleotides long. RefSeq names its product tripartite motif-containing protein 15-like. NCBI's taxonomy places the organism in Eukaryota, Metazoa, Chordata, Testudines, Emydidae. The record is from RefSeq and is a predicted model, not a curated record. The annotation marks the transcript as partial. The transcript has 3 exons. Gene Ontology annotation, molecular function: protein binding.
AUGCGAGAGGGAGAAGUUUCAGAACCCAGUGGCCUUUUCUUCUGACCUGAAAUUGAGAAUCUGGGAAUCUUCUCAAAGAAAUGCAUCUCUGGAGACCAUAAUGAAGAAAUUCAAAGACUCUCUGUCGUCUAAACCUCAGUGGGACAAAGCGAACGUGAUUCUGGAUCCAGACACGGCCCAUCCCGAACUCAUCGUGUCUGCGGAUCGGAGAAGUGUGAGAUGGGGAGACACACGGCAGGCUGUGCCCAACAACCCUGAGAGAUUUGACACUGCGCGCUGUGUGCUGGGCUGUGAGGGAUUCACCUCGGGCAGCCAUUACUGGGAGGUGGAGGGGGAGCGGGAGGGGGGAGUAUUCUGUUAUGUGGGGGUGGCCCGAGAGUCUGUGAGCAGGAAGGGACGGAUCAACUAUAGCCCUGAGCAGGGAAUCUGGACUGUGCAGUGCUGGGAGGAUCAGUGCUGGGCUCUCACGUCCCCUCGGCAGAUCAUCCCCUUCCCCCCGAGCCGGGGACCCCACAGGAUCCGGGUGUAUCUGGACUAUGAACGGGGGCUGGUGGCGUUUUUCGAUGCUGGUACCGGGGACCCGAUCGUCACUUUCCCGCCGGCCUCUUUCGCCGGGGAGAGAAUCCGCCCGUUCUUCUGGGUUGGUGUUGUUACUGUGCGGCUCCUCUAG